Messenger RNA from Sphaeramia orbicularis (orbiculate cardinalfish), 5197 nucleotides. RefSeq names its product PDS5 cohesin associated factor A (gene pds5a). The coding region runs from base 179 to 4060 and encodes 1293 amino acids. The transcript has 33 exons. Gene Ontology annotation, cellular component: nucleus; chromatin. Gene Ontology annotation, biological process: mitotic sister chromatid cohesion; DNA repair. NCBI's taxonomy places the organism in Eukaryota, Metazoa, Chordata, Actinopteri, Kurtiformes, Apogonidae. The record is from RefSeq and is a predicted model, not a curated record.
GUGAACUAGCGGCAGUACGGAGCGAUGCGUUGAAGUUGAAAAAAGACAGUAACAAGUAAAUUAGCAUCAUUUUAAACUUAACAAAGUAGUUGCAUUUGUUGGAAACCACAGGAAGUGACCACGAGUAUGGCUAUUUGAGAGGCCAGUAAAAGACCGUGUGGACCAUACAUCAACAAGCAUGGAGUUCCCGCAACAGCAGAAACCGGCGGGGGACGGAAAGAUCGUCUAUCCCCCCGGUGUAAAAGAGAUCACGGACAAAAUCAGCAAUGAUGAGGUGGUCAAACGGUUAAAGAUGGUGGUGAAGACGUACAUGGACAUGGAUCAAGACUCUGAAGAGGAGAAGCAGCAGUAUCUUGGCCUAGCCCUCCACCUUGCCUCAGAGUUCUUCCUCAGGAACCCUAAUAAGGAUGUACGCCUACUGGUGGCUUGCUGUCUGGCUGACAUCUUCAGGAUUUAUGCCCCAGAGGCUCCCUACACCUCCCAUGACAAACUCAAGGACAUCUUCCUCUUUAUCACCAGGCAACUAAAAGGACUGGAAGACACCAAGAGCCCUCAAUUUAACAGAUACUUCUACCUGUUGGAGAACCUGGCGUGGGUGAAGUCGUACAACAUUUGCUUUGAGCUGGAGGAUUGCAAUGAAAUCUUCAUCCAGCUUUUCAAAACACUAUUCUCUGUCAUUAAUAACAGCCAUAACCAGAAGGUGCAGCUUCACAUGAUGGACCUGAUGAGUUCUAUCAUCAUGGAGGGAGAUGGAGUCACACAGGAGUUGCUGGACACCAUCCUUAUUAACCUCAUUCCUGCACACAAGAAUCUGAACAAGCAAGCCUAUGAUCUUGCCAAGACUUUGUUAAAGAGGACUGUUCAGACCAUAGAGACAUGCAUCGCAAAUUUCUUCAAUCAGGUUUUAGUGAUGGGAAAGUCAUCAGUCAGCGACCUAUCAGAGCACGUCUUUGACCUCAUCCAGGAACUGUUUGCCAUUGACCCUAUGCUGCUUACCUCUGUCAUGCCUCAACUGGAGUUUAAACUUAAGAGCAAUGAUGGCGAGGAGCGCCUUGCUGUUGUACGGUUGCUGGCUAAGUUGUUUGGGGCCAAAGACUCAGAGCUGGCCUCACAGAACAGGCCACUAUGGCAGUGCUUCUUAGGCCGAUUCAAUGACAUCCAUGUCCCAGUGAGGCUUGAGUGUGUGAAGUUUGCCAGCCACUGCCUCAUGAACCACCCAGAUCUGGCCAGAGACUUAACAGAAUAUUUGAAGGUGCGUUCCCAUGACCCUGAAGAAGCCAUCCGUCAUGAUGUCAUUGUCACCAUCAUCAAUGCAGGGAAGAAAGACCUUAACUUGGUCAAUGACCAGCUGCUUGGCUUUGUACGGGAAAGGACCCUAGACAAGAGGUGGCGUGUGCGUAAGGAAGCCAUGAUGGGCCUGGCUCAACUUUAUAAAAAAUACUGCCUGCACCAUGAGGCUGGGAAAGAAUCAGCUCUGAAGAUCAGCUGGAUCAAAGACAAGCUGCUGCAUAUCUACUAUCAGAACAGCAUUGAUGACAAGUUAUUAGUGGAGAAGAUCUUUGCUCAGUACAUGGUCCCUCACAGCCUCGACACUGAGGAGAAGAUGAAGUGUCUGUAUUAUCUGUAUGCCUGCCUGGACACAAACGCUGUCAAGGCCCUGAAUGAAAUGUGGAAGUGUCAGAACAUGCUGAGAGGCCUCGUCAAAGAGCUGCUGGACCUCCACAAGCUGCCAGUGUCUGAAGCCAAUAACACAGCCAUGUUUGGGAAGCUGAUGAGUAUAGCCAAGAACCUGCCCGAUGCAGGAAAAGCUCAGGACUUCAUGAAGAAAUUCAACCAGGUCCUUGGCGAGGAUGAAAAGCUCCGAGCACAGCUGGAGAUGCUCAUCAGCCCGACCUGUUCCUGCAAACAAGCUGAAGUCUGUGUGAGGGAGAUCACAAGAAAGUUGACAUUCCCCAAACAACCCACCAACCCCUUCCUGGAGAUGGUCAAGUUCCUGCUGGAGCGCAUCGCUCCUGUCCACAUAGACUCAGAAGCCAUCAGUGCUCUGGUGAAGCUGUUGAACAAGUCAAUUGAGGGAACAGCUGAUGAUGAUGAGGAGGGUGUUACCCCUGAUACAGCCAUUCGCUCAGGCCUGGAACUUCUAAAGGUCCUGUCGUUCACUCAUCCCACAGCGUUCCACUCUGCAGAGACCUAUGAGUCUUUGCUCCAGUGUUUGAAGAUGGAGGAUGACAAAGUGGCUGAGGCUGCCAUCCAGAUAUUCAGGAACACGGGACAGAAAAUUGAAACAGAACUACAACAGAUAAGAUCGACUCUGAUUCCAAUCCUGCAUCAAAAAGCAAAGCGGGGAACUCCGCACCAGGCCAAACAGGCUGUCCACUGCAUCCAUGCCAUCUUCAACAACAAAGAGGUGCAGCUGGCACAGAUUUUUGAGCCUCUGUCACGGAGUCUAAAUGCAGAUGUUCCAGAGCAGCUCAUCACUCCCCUCGUGUCCCUUGGCCACAUUUCAAUGCUGGCCCCAGAUCAGUUUGCUUCACCAAUGAAGUCCAUUGUUGCAAACUUCAUUGUCAAGGACCUCCUCAUGAAUGACAGAUCAGUGGGAAACAAAAAUGGGAAGCUGUGGUCCACUGAUGAGGAAGUUUCACCUGAGGUUUUAGCAAAGGUGCAGGCCAUCAAGCUGUUGGUACGCUGGUUAUUGGGAAUGAAGAACAACCAAUCGAAGUCGGCAAACUCCACCUUGCGCCUGCUUUCAGCCAUGUUAGUCAGUGAGGGAGAUCUUACAGAGCAGAAGAAGAUCAGUAAAUCGGACAUGUCUCGUCUGAGGCUGGCUGCGGGCGGAGCUAUUAUGAAGCUGGCCCAAGAACCCUGUUACCACGACAUCAUCACGCCUGAACAGUUCCAGCUCUGCGGCCUCGUUAUCAAUGAUGAGUGCUACCAGGUUCGUCAGAUUUUUGCCCAGAAGUUGCACCUGGCUCUUGUCAAACUGCUGCUGCCCCUGGAGUACCUGGCCGUCUUUGCCCUCUGUGCCAAAGACCCAGUCAAAGAGCGCCGCGCCCAUGCCCGACAGUGCCUCCUCAAAAACAUCUCCGUCCGUAGAGAGUACAUCAAACAAAAUCCACUCGCUCAGGAAAAACUCGUGUCCCUCCUUCCUGAGUAUGUCGUUCCCUAUAUGAUCCACCUCCUGGCCCAUGACCCAGACUUCACAAAACCACAGGAAUACGAACAGCUCAAAGACAUCAAAGAGUGUCUGUGGUUCAUGCUUGAAGUGCUGAUGACCAAGAAUGAGAACAACAGUCAUGCCUUUCUAAGGAAAAUGGUAGAGAACAUCAAACAGACAAAGGAUGCACAGUGUCCUGAUGACACAAAAGCUAAUGAGAAGCUGUACAUCGUCUGUGACGUUGCUCUCUUCGUCAUCGCCAACAAGAGCACUGCAUGUCAUCUGGACUGUCCAAAAGACCCCGUUCUACCUUCCAAGUUCUUCCUGGUUCAGGACAAGGACUUCAAAAAUGAUAAAGAGUAUCUGUUGACAGACAUGAGACAGAUGUUGCUUACUGGAAAGCCUAAACCAGCUCCAGUGUUGGGAGCUGUGAACAAGCCUCUGACAGUACCAGGAAGGAGGAUCUUCACCAAGACCACCACAGCCUCAGACACAACCAGCAACACCAGCACCAACUCCUCCCCGCUGAGUUCAACAACCAUCAACAAGAACAGUAACAGCAACGCCACCAUCCAGCCGUCAGAGAGCAGAGCACAGGAAAACAAUGAGAACCCGGUCAUAAAGAAUGAGGAGGUGAAGAAGGCACAGGCAAGUCAGAAUGCGACUCCCGAUGCUGCAACAGAAGCGUCACCUGUCAAACGACGUGGGCGUCCCCCUAAAACAGCUGCUGCUGCUCCUGUGGCAGCUGAAAAAGAGGGAGCGGCAGCUGCAGGCGGCGGGACCGGACGAGGCAGGAAAAGGGCAGCUGAUCCAAACUCGAAUCCAGAGUCGAUAAACAUCAAGGUGUCAAAACAGCAGCAGCAGAAUGAUGAAGGGACAAAGAGACAGAUCGACCUGCAGAGGUAAGGAGGAAAUCGGCGCUGGUGAAACCAAGACUGUAGAGAAGGGGCCAGACUCCUCCCUUGUACCUUCCCAACCCAUACGUACAUGCUCCUGACUCAAAAGCUUUUCCUGGACACAUUAUGGACCUUUCUUAAACACAUGUAUACGCACACACAGACACACACCUUCACACCACUGACAUCCUAGAGGGUUUUAAACACCUUGUAGUCAUGAUUUAAAGCUCAUUGUAUGUAGGUCUUACUCAAAACAUGUUUUUUUUUCCUUCGUGUUUGUUGCUCUUUGCUUCUUUUGUGGAGCCAUUUUUAAGAAAAAAAAAAAACAGGAUGGACAUUUUACAAACGUUUUAAUCUGGUUAUGAUUGUUGCUUAUUAAAUUCCCUGGGAAAAUCCUACUGUAUGUCUCCUGACCUCUUCCUCCUUGUGUCUCUGUUGCACAAUACUUUUAUUUUAAGAUCACUUCUGUUUAACACAAUUGCAAAUACUCAUGUGCAACUUUCCAGUUUAACAUUUUUUGGAUAUCAGUGAUGAUUAAAUUGCAACAAGUGACUAAAACAUGGGAACAAAGCAUAAGAUUUGUGCGUUUAACAAAUGUACUGUCUGGCACCAAAAUUUUAUAAACUUUGGUAAGCUUAGGUUUCUAACUUUGGUAUUUUUAGGUGCUUUAGCUUGGUUAUAGUAUAUCAAGACCACAUAGAAACUCUUGGUGGCUCCUUUACUGCCGCCUGUAAUGCUUUUAAAGGCCUUUGAUUCAUUUCCAGUUUGCUAAUGGAAAGAUACUGUUGAACACAUGGAUACUGUUUCCAGACUGUUCACCUCAUCAUCCCCUAGACUGGUCAGGGGCUCUGAAAUCCAGCUGGGUUUUAAAUACUUUUUUUUUACUUAUGAAGUAUAGCAGUACUUCACUUUGGAAUGCAUAAAUGAUAUAUUACUAUACAAUUAUGUGUUCAGUUGUCAUCUUUUGCAGUUAUUUUUUGUACACUUGUCUCUUUUUUUGUCACAUACCGCCUGCUUUGAAGCAUCGUGUGAGUGGAAACUUUGCAGAUUGUGUUUAUGAAUACUUAUUUUUGAUGUAGUUAAAAAUGCCUAUUCUCAUGAUCAUAUUUAAUUUCUUUUUCCAGAAAAUAAAUGCUUUUAGAUGUCA